Messenger RNA from Chelonia mydas (Green sea turtle), 2667 nucleotides. RefSeq names its product ELAV like RNA binding protein 1 (gene ELAVL1). NCBI's taxonomy places the organism in Eukaryota, Metazoa, Chordata, Testudines, Cheloniidae. Bases 478 to 1458 code for a protein of 326 amino acids. The transcript has 6 exons. The record is from RefSeq and is a predicted model, not a curated record. Gene Ontology annotation, molecular function: RNA binding. Gene Ontology annotation, cellular component: ribonucleoprotein complex.
GCCGGGCUGUGCCUGCCGCGGCUCGCGCGCCCCCGGACACGCUCCCCAAGGGCUGGAAGCAGCUUUUGGCUACACGGACGAACCGAGCAGGGGGCCUGGACGGGGAACGGGGCCUUCCCCCAGCUCCCGCGCCGAGAAACGGAGCCCGUGGGCCACCGCGGCGGCAGCCCAGGUGAUUCCGCGCCCUGCCCAGCUCCGCCCGCUCCGCCUCUCCUCGCGCCAGGCCCGGCCUCCCGCCUCCGGCCUCGGCCGCCCCGCUCCCGCCCGCCAGGAGCGCCCGCCCCGGGGGUACGAUUGACGGACUCGCUGUUGCUCCAAUGGGGCGCCGGCCACGUGUGCAAAGUAACCAAUGGGGCUCGGUGGGCGGAGCGGGGGCGUGUGCAGGCGGCGCAGCGAGCGGCUUGUCUUGCGCGCUGCGGAGCUGUUCCCCUCCCGCUGCCCAGGCCCUGCCGGAGCCGCCGCCAGAUAUUUUAUAAAAUGUCUAAUGGUUAUGAAGAUCACAUGGCUGAAGAUUGCAGGGAUGAUAUUGGUAGAACAAAUUUAAUCGUGAACUACCUCCCUCAAAACAUGACACAGGAUGAGUUACGGAGUCUAUUUAGCAGUAUUGGCGAAGUUGAAUCUGCUAAACUUAUUCGGGACAAAGUUGCAGGACACAGCUUAGGCUAUGGCUUUGUGAACUAUGUGAGUGCUAAAGAUGCUGAAAGAGCAAUAAACACACUGAAUGGCCUGAGACUUCAGUCAAAAACAAUCAAGGUGUCGUACGCUCGUCCAAGUUCUGAAGUUAUCAAAGAUGCUAACUUGUAUAUUAGUGGACUACCAAGGACAAUGACACAAAAAGAUGUAGAAGACAUGUUUUCACGCUUUGGCCGCAUCAUCAACUCGCGUGUACUUGUGGAUCAAACUACAGGUUUGUCCAGAGGGGUCGCUUUUAUCCGGUUUGACAAAAGGUCAGAAGCAGAAGAGGCAAUUACAAGUUUCAAUGGUCACAAACCCCCAGGUUCCUCUGAACCCAUUACUGUGAAGUUUGCAGCCAAUCCUAACCAGAACAAAAAUGUGGCACUGUUAUCACAGCUGUAUCAUUCACCAGCUAGACGAUUUGGAGGGCCAGUUCAUCACCAGGCGCAAAGAUUCAGGUUCUCUCCUAUGGGUGUAGAUCACAUGAGUGGGCUUUCUGGUGUAAAUGUUCCAGGAAACGCAUCUUCUGGCUGGUGUAUCUUCAUCUACAACCUUGGUCAAGAUGCUGAUGAGGGAAUCCUCUGGCAGAUGUUUGGCCCCUUUGGUGCGGUUACCAAUGUGAAAGUUAUUCGAGAUUUCAACACCAACAAGUGCAAAGGUUUUGGUUUUGUGACCAUGACAAACUAUGAAGAAGCUGCAAUGGCCAUAGCAAGUCUUAAUGGCUACCGCCUGGGGGACAAAAUCUUACAGGUUUCCUUCAAAACCAACAAGUCCCACAAAUAACUUGCUCGUGCUUUUUGUAUGGAAUAGAUAAUUGAGUGACAGAAGUUAAAACAUUUUUGUUAGUGUAAAACUCAUUUUGCGCCAAUUUUCACAAGUGUUUGUCUUAGUCUAAAUGAGAAGUGAAAAAGGUUUUUAUACUCUGGGAUGCAACUGACAUGUUCAAAUGUUUGAAAUCCCACAAUGUUAGACCAAUUUUAAGUUCCUUAAGUUAUUUCAUUAAAAAUAUAUAUUAAAAAAACCAUAAAAUCUUAAGUAGAUUACAUUAACUAGACCCUCUGGAUGGUGGUAAAAUUGGAGCAUGCUUUCACUUAUGAGACUAACAUUUGUUCUAUUGAACGUUGUCUGCAAAAACUGGAAGUUUUUUUUUUUAUUUUUUUUAUUUUAAACUAUCAAGUGGACGCUGUUAGUAUGGUCCUCCCCUCAGUCCCCAAUAGCCUGGUAAAAAAGGUUGAGAAAUACUGAUGUUGGCAGUACAUUGCUUUUUAAAGUGAUUUUCAUUGCUACAUCUAGUUGAGGAUUAGACUUCAUAACAUGCAGGUCUUGUAAGUAGUAGCAUGCCAGCAUAACUUUUAACACCAUUGAUGAGGUAAGUUGCGCACUGAACAGUGGCCAAGUUGUCAAAUCAAAAGGUUUUACAAAAAAUUUUAAGCCCAGUUUUUCAUAGGAAUGGACCAAAGAGUUUCAGAGAAACUCGGAAGAUUUCAGAGUCAAAACGAAACUCCAAAAACAGUGUGAAUAUGUUUUUUACUUUAUCAAACUGAAUUUCUUCUGUCCAAAUAUUUAAUGCAUGAUGCACUACUUACUGGUACAUUGUAAUGCAGCAAGAUAAUUAUUCAGUUUCAAAGAUCAUUAUAGUUUGAAUUCCUAAGGGUAGUUCCAUUUUGUAAAAACAGUUAUAAACAUUUGAGCAUUGUAUUUCUCGCAUCCCUUCUAACGAGUGCUAGAUUUUUCUAUUUUAAUAGGAUUUUGUUUUGACAACUAGCUUUACUUAUUGAACACUCAGCAGAAAAGUACUUACUACUUGCAAGUUAGAUAUUAACAAAAAACUGAUUUGUAGAUUUAAAGAUUAAUCCCCCAAGUUUUCUGCAGACUGCCUUGAAACUUUGAGUUGUUCUGUUUGUUAAUUUUCUUUUGCUUUUUUGUGUUUUUUGUUUGUUUGUUUUUACUUUUGCAUUUAAGAUCAUUAAAUUUGAUUUUGUUUUGCUCGAA